Messenger RNA from Hevea brasiliensis (rubber tree), 1772 nucleotides. Its product is annotated as protein DETOXIFICATION 24. Gene Ontology annotation, cellular component: membrane. The coding region runs from base 173 to 1633 and encodes 486 amino acids. Lineage: Eukaryota; Viridiplantae; Streptophyta; Magnoliopsida; Malpighiales; Euphorbiaceae. The transcript has 9 exons. Gene Ontology annotation, molecular function: xenobiotic transmembrane transporter activity; antiporter activity. The record is from RefSeq and is a predicted model, not a curated record. Gene Ontology annotation, biological process: xenobiotic detoxification by transmembrane export across the plasma membrane.
AGACCCUUCACUCUCUCUCUCUCUCUCUCUCUCUCUCUCUCUGAUACACACACACUGUUCAUCCAUCAACAGUGCUAGCUAGCUGGGAGACUUUCAGCUCUCUAAAGUUAAUAGCAUACUCCCUGAAGAAAAGCUGGAUCACUCCAAAGGCCAACUACAGGAACAGUAGAGAAUGGAAGAGAGGCUUCUUGGAUCAGAAGCAAAAGAUAUUAGUGAUUUGAAAGGGAGAAUUUGGAUAGAAAACAAGAAGAUAUGGAAGGUUGGAUUUCCUGCUGCGUUAGCAAGAGUAACACAAUAUGGAAUGUUUGUGGUAACACAGUCAUUUAUUGGACAUGCUGGAAAGCUACAACUUGCAGGUUAUGCACUCAUCCAAAUCAUUGCUGUUAGAUUUGCAAAUGGGAUAUUGCUAGGCAUGUCAAGUGCCACAGAGACUCUAUGUGGGCAGGCAUUUGGAGCAAGACAAUACCACAUGAUGGGUGUCUACUUGCAAAGAUCAUGGAUCAUCAACCUUCUUACCGCGACAAUAUUGCUUCCUGUCUUCAUAUUCUCAGGGAAAAUCUUCAGGCUACUGGGCGAGGAAGAAGAAACUGCCAGUGCUGCUGGAUACAUUUCUUUGUGGUUUAUUCCUAUGCUCUACUUCUUUUCCUUGGCUUUUUCACUCCAAAAGUACUUGCAAACUCAGCUCAAGAACAUGAUUGUUGGGUGGCUUUCUGCUGCCUCAUUUGCACUUCAUGUGCUCUUAUCAUGGAUUUUUGUGAGCAAGCUGAACUGGGGAAUUCCUGGAGCUAUGAUUGCUAUGAAUAUUUCAAGUUGGUUGGUAAUAAUUGGAGAGCUAGUUUAUGUCGUUGGUGGCUGGUGUCCUGAUACAUGGAGGGGAUUCACUUUAGCUGCCUUCACUGAUUUAAUUCCUGUAAUAAAGCUCUCAAUUUCCUCAGGUUUGAUGCUUUGCUUAGAGUUUUGGUACAAUGCUGUAUUAGUCCUCUUGGCAGGGUACAUGAAAAAUGCGACAACUCAAGUAUCUGCCCUGUCCAUUUGCCUGAAUAUCACGGCUUGGGAAUUUAUGCUAUGUAUUGCCUUCCUAACUUCCGCCAGCGUGCGAGUUUCAAAUGAACUGGGAAGAGGAGAUGCUAAAGCUGCAAAAUUUUCUGUUAAAGUCAUUCUCUUCAUUUCACUGUGCCUUGGAGCCUUUUUUUUCAUAAUAUGUUUAGCUUUUGACAGCCAAAUUGCUAAAUUGUUCACCAAUGAACAAAUGGUCAUUAAAGCUGUGUCCAAUCUCUCUCUCCUACUUGCCUUCUCAGUUCUACUUAACAGCUUCCAGGCAGUACUUACAGGAGUGGCUGUAGGUGCUGGUCGACAGAGUAUGGUUGCAUGCAUUAACGUCAGCAGCUAUUACAUUGGUGGAGUUCCAAUUGGGGUUAUUCUUGGAUAUGUGGCUCAUCUGCAAAUCAAGGGUAUAUGGAUUGGAAUGACAAUUGGAGUUGUAAUGCAAGUCAUGGUUCUUGGCUACGUUACAUCAAGAACUAAUUGGGAUGAACAGGUGAAAAAAGCAUCGGAACGUCUUAAUAGUUGGUUUUUAAGGCCUUCAGAAGAGUCAAAUAAUGAAAAUUUCAUCCGAGAAAGUUUGAAUGGCUAAUUAUUAUUAUUAUUAUUAUUAUUAUUUUGUGCCAUACAUAGUGACUGCAGGAAGAGCAGAAUCACUAAAUAUGGGAUUAGCUAAUUUGUUGAUGAAUCCUCAAUUCUAAAUUAAUUGCAAUUUGUAUGCACUUUUUUUA